Messenger RNA from Cladocopium goreaui, 598 nucleotides. NCBI's taxonomy places the organism in Eukaryota, Dinophyceae, Suessiales, Symbiodiniaceae. The record is from the annotation of a GenBank genome assembly.
CUUUCCGUUAUAAUCCGCAACCGGAGGCAUGGAAGACGAGGACUUCUAUGUGCGUUACUAUGUUGGCCACAAGGGCAAGUUUGGGCAUGAAUUCCUGGAGUUUGAAUUCCGACCCGAUGGCCGGUUGCGUUAUGCCAACAACUCGAACUACAAAAACGAUGUCAUGAUCCGGAAAGAGGCACAUGUGACGCAGGCUGUCAUGAAGGAGUUGAGGAAGAUGAUAGAGGACAGUGAAAUCCUCAAGGAGGAUGACAAUCAUUGGCCGGCGCCAGACCGCAUUGGCCGGCAAGAGCUGGAAGUUGUCUGUGGCAAGGAGCACAUCUCCUUCACCACAUCCAAGAUCGGAUCUCUGGCAGAUGUACAGGCUUCAAAGGAUCCUGAAGGUCUCAGAGUCUUCUACUACCUUGUGCAGGAUCUGAAAUGUUUCGUCUUCAGCCUGAUUGGUCUGCACUUCCGAAUCAAGCCAGUCUGAGGGAACGGCAUGUGACAUUAUAAUCCGCGGAGCAAUGGCAACCGAUGCCAAUUGCAGUGAUUGCAGCCAUUCUCGUCUGAAAAUUGUACCAGAAGCAGUCAAGAUGCUUCAGCAACUGAAUUAAUA